Molecule: messenger RNA, 543 nt
Organism: Tetrapisispora phaffii CBS 4417
Lineage: Eukaryota; Fungi; Ascomycota; Saccharomycetes; Saccharomycetales; Saccharomycetaceae
Exons: 1
Coding region: 1-543 (180 amino acids)
Source: RefSeq, a predicted model, not a curated record
AUGAGAUGUCAACAGGUAAGAGUUAGAAUGAAAAAUAAUUUUUCAUUUUUCGAAGGACUCGAUGAGUUUUUCGAAAAAGAAGAAACAGAAGACGGUGUCGCCGGCGAUGCGGUGCGGUCGAGGUGGAUUGCGUGUGUGCGAUGGCGGGUAGCGCGCUGUCACGGACGCGGUCACCGCCAACGACAGGAGUCACGUGCUGCUGUCCGGGUAGCGCUAGCAGUGAAGGGCCAGGAGGUCCGGGUAAGCAGCCCGGUGCGACAGAGGUGCAGCAGAUGGGUCGUCUCUGGUAUGUAUGUGUGUGCGUGCCCGGUGGAUGUGGGAUGUCGACGGUGUAGCAUAAGGAACUGCUUGGCGAUGCCCCGUCGCUGCAAUUGUGUCCAUAUGCGACAAGUGCUCGUGGCCGGGCUAUUGGUAUGCCCGCUGGCAAUAAAGGGACCGCAUUCACUACAUCGUUGUUACCCGCUCUCGCUGUGCCUCGCUUUGCCCAGCAUCGAAAGUGUCCUCAGUUCGAUCGGAGAAGCAAGACACCGCUACCUACAGUGA